AACACAUUGUUGGUGUUGGGAGACGCAUUCGUUAUGUCUCGCCUUAAACCUAUCUCUUGGUGCGAGUGACAAAAUAUGAUGGAGGUGUGUGCGGCGUCUCGAGUAGUGACGGAUCAACGUACUCUCAUCCUGGUCUCUGAUCCGGCCUCCAGGCUGCCUCAGGUAUCGUCUGAGCUCUGGUGCAAAUUGGUCCAAAGAUUUUGUGAAGCAUGAGAAAUCUAGUUGAUCAACCAGGCUGUUCAACACAACAUAAGUCACAGCCUAGUUGAUCAGGUGAGCUUCAGCCAUUGCUGGUAUGAUCUGGAUGACUUACAUUCUAGAUAUGCUGCAGGCCAGCUGGAAAAUCAUGUGUGCUUCAGAAGGUAGCUGCUAGUAGAAAAAACUAAAAGGUAUCGUCCUUUGGAAAUUUUAAACCAUCAAGUUUUUUUUUUUUUUUUUUUUUUAUAAUCUGAAACACCCAGUACUGAGCAACAAUGGCAGGAGUUGAUGCACAGCACAUAAAAGACUUAAUUGCUAAAGGGAAUAGAUUUGAAGCUAUGAACAUGUUUAUUCAAAGCAAGUUCGGCAAACCAGAUAAUACAGAAAGUGUUGUCAAGAUAAAGCGGGAAGUUGGUGAGCCGAUCAUCAAAUCCAAGAAGAAUAAAGCUGCUGAAAAAGCAAGCCAUAGCAAAGACAAUAGUGAGAGUGAGAGUGAUGGGAGUGAGGCUGGCAGUGACAGCGAGAGCAGCGGAAGUAGUCAUGCCAGCUCUUCAGCUCCUCGCAGUGAAGCACUCGUGCCGGAAGUUGAAUUGAAAGAGGACGAAAAUUUGGAUGUUGAUAUCGAAACUGUUGAUCCCCUCACUGAAGCUGUUCUACCCAGGCCUCACUUGUUGGAACAAGCUGGACCUGCACACAUGACACAGCCACAGCAAAAUAUGCAAGGAUACGGCCACAUAGGAGGAAUGACUCACUAUGGAGCCCCACCAGGGGGUCCUUAUGGCCCGUAUUGUGUCCAGGUCCCACAGUACGGGCCAAGAGGGGAUGGGACACAGACCAGUCCUAUCUGGCUGGAUCCUAAUUCACAGCAACACCAUCAGCAACUACAGCACCAACAACUUCAGCAUCAUCAGCAGCAUCAGCAUCACCAACACCAACAUCAGCAGCACCAACAACAACAGCAGCAGUUGCAACAACAACAGCAGCAGCAAGAAGAACAACAAAGACAACAGCAAGAAAAUUCCUAUGUUCCAAGAAUUCAACGAGAGAGGGAACCAGUUCCAAAUGAUUUACACAAAAAGACUCAUCAAAAAUUCUUCAGAGAUCAAGGCCGUCCAUAUAUUUCUCGUGCCACCGGCAAGGAGAUCCGUGGUAGAGCAAUGGGUGCCCCAUGUAACUGCAAAAAGAAAUGCUGGUCCAAGAUUGAACAUGGUGCAGAUGAAAUUUUCUCAGCAUUUUGGGAUAUGGGUAACUUUGAUGAGCAAAAUGUGUAUUUAUAUGGCAAUAUCUCAAUUAAACCUGUGAGCCGUCAUUAUGUAAAAGGAUCUAAUAGACGAACUUAUACAUUUACAUAUUGGUGUAAAGUACGUGGAAAACAUGUGGAAGUGUGCAAAGAAAUGUUUAUGGGUGUUCAUGGUCUUCAAAACAGUAGAGGACGAAUAGGAAAUCUUAUGAAGCAAAUGAAAGAUGGUAACUUGCUUCCAAAACCUGACCAGCGUGGGAAACAUGCUAACCGGCCAAAUAAAUACACUGAACAGUCCCUCCAAGCAGCCCGACGGCACAUUGAAAUGUACAUCAAUCGAAAUAUGACUCUGAAAAAAAUGUACAGAGAUUUUUAUAUGCCAUGGUGUGAUGAAAAUAAGAUUGUUCCCGUAAGUGAAGACAAAUAUAGAAGAAUUUAUUCAGAGGAAUACAAAGUUUCUUAAUACCUAAUGAUUAUAGUAAAAUUAGUGGAUCAAUCAGGUACAAUACAUUCAUCCUUCAUUCAUCAUUCAUACAUAUUACAAAUCAAGUGGAACUUGAUAUGUAAAUUUUCCCAUUUUCAAAGCAAGUAUAUAUAUAAAUAAUUAUAUUGUUUGUGUUAAGUUUUCAUAAUUGUCUCUUUCAUACCUAACAUUUUAUUUAAUUGGCAAGCCAUGUAUCCACAGGGAAUGUUAUUGUCUCUGUCUAAUAAAGAAUAUAGUUUUUAAACUAAAUUCCAUAUAUGACAAAAGAUGGUUAUACUACUUUGUGAUAAUGCAUAUACAGAUGUGUCAUUGUUCUAAUAUCAGUGUAAUCAUCUCUUGGUAAAUAAUGAUUAAGCAAUUCCCUAUAUAUGGGUGCCUCAUUGAAGCACAUCUUACAUUCCAAGAUAAAGAUAGUUUAUGUUUUAAUUAGAUCUUUAUGAGCUGUAUUUUAACCAUAAAAUGGAAGAUAAAACUGCAGAUUUUUCUUGUAUACUUUUUUUUUUAAAUUAUGGGAUAAUCAAUGAAUUUUAAUUUAGGUUAAAAUUUGAAAUAGAGUUUAACAUUACAGCCCAUCAAUUUUGAGUAAUGAGACCAAACUGCAGUGUAGCCUUUGCAAAAAGGCUUAGGAGCUUUAAGGGAACUGCAAAAUUAUUAAAUUAUAAUAUUUUUUUAAAAUUACAGAAUAUAAUGAAA
Messenger RNA from Procambarus clarkii (red swamp crayfish), 2615 nucleotides. Lineage: Eukaryota; Metazoa; Arthropoda; Malacostraca; Decapoda; Cambaridae. The record is from RefSeq and is a predicted model, not a curated record.